AUGAAGGACGCUGUUAGCACCUGUUUAGAGCAAUUAAAGAAUAACUUCGGGAAGUACCCAAAAUUUGUUCAGUUUGAUCAAGGCACAGAGUUUUGAUCAAGGCAACAAAGAAGUAAAGUCGUUGCUUAACAAACAUAACAUUGAGUUUUUCUCCACUUACUCAGACUUAAAAGGCUGCAGUUGUGGAAAGGUUCAACAGAACACUGAAAGCAUUAAUGUGGAAGUACUUCUACAGUGCCGGUUCAUAAUUUGGGUUAGAUGUCCUUCAAAACUUAACCGAUAAUUACAACAGUUCAGUGAACAGAUCAAUUAAAACAAGACCGGAUAGUGUUAAUGAGUCCAACUGGACUGAAGUAUGGAAGGCACUUUUCAGUCAUGACCUAGGUGAACCACCAGAGCCAAAGUUUGCUAUCGGAGAAAGUGUCAGGAUUUCAAAGUACAAAUCAGUGUUCACAAAGGGGUACAAGGCAAAUUUCACAGAGGAAAUAUUCACUGUGAUGGAAGUGUACCACGCUCAAUCAAACACAUACACAAUCAAAGACAGUGCUGGUGAACCAAUAAUUGGUAGGUUCUAUGAACAGGAGCUUUAUGGCGCUGAGGGAAGCCAACCCGAUUUCAAGAUAGAGAAAGAACUAAGAAGAAGGACAGUGAAAGGUAAGAAGAUGGCUUUCGUUAAAUGGUUAGGUUACGGUACCAAGUUUAACAGUUGGAUACCAGCUGAAGACAUUAAGUCCAUAACAUAG
Messenger RNA from Paramuricea clavata, 743 nucleotides. Lineage: Eukaryota; Metazoa; Cnidaria; Anthozoa; Malacalcyonacea; Plexauridae. The record is from the annotation of a GenBank genome assembly.